Messenger RNA from Mycena indigotica, 894 nucleotides. RefSeq lists its product as uncharacterized. The transcript has 4 exons. Lineage: Eukaryota; Fungi; Basidiomycota; Agaricomycetes; Agaricales; Mycenaceae. The record is from RefSeq and is a predicted model, not a curated record. The coding region runs from base 1 to 894 and encodes 297 amino acids.
AUGUACGGACGCUCGCACUCCGACGAGAUGAAAGCCUUGAAAAAGGCAUGCCGCAAAGCCAACCGUCCAGCAAUCAGACUGCCUGCGCUUCGCACACCCGAUAAUCCACGCGGGGAAGGGACGCGCCUAAUAAAAGGUCAUGCCGCAAUCCAGGCAGAAAUAGCACGCGAUAACGCGAAAAUAGAGGAGUACCGGAAACGAGAACCAAACUCUAUAUGGCGACAGUGCGAAAACAUGCGGGGGCAGGAGCUAAAAGACUUCUUGGAUCGGCACGCGAGACGGCAGGAAAACCAUCGGAAAUACACUGCCAGCAAACGAAACCGGGAAAGAUUGUUUGAGCUGGAGCGACCUGGAAUGACGGCUAUGUACCUGCUCUGGGCCGCUGAUAUUGGGGAUAGAGUCAUACCCAGCGCAUUUGCGCUCCCAGUGGAAACAGAAGUUGAAGGGAGCAUCGACGAGGUCAUAAUCGUGGACAUCUCCGGGUCGCGCUUGGGAAGCGUCCUCCUUAUGAAAGAGUGUGGAACGAUGGCAGCGUGUUGUAUCCGCCAGGGGUACCUGCCUUGCUCAACGCAACACAUCAACGCUGUCGUGACCUUGCGCAUACUCGAAGUUUGUCGCCAGAUGACGCUGGAACGACCGAAGCUGAGGGCUCAUGUGUUCUAUCGAAUGCUCUGCGAUAGGACCGACCAUCCCCACCAGUCUUACCGCGCCAAGCAGUUCAAAUUGGCUUUUGACUCGUAUAUGGCUAUUCGUGCUCAUGCCGAAGGACAAGGCCACGUCCUCCCAUCUCACUCACUGUGGACUAAAACGUCCGAAAACGACAAGGAGAGUAUCCAGAGCUGGUUUACGAACCGCAUGGACGCACUACCGCUCCACUCAAAUAAUACCACGUGA